AUGCUUCGUGAACGGAACACCUUCGUGCUCAAGGCUCGUAGUGGCAAUGACGAGCGGCUACAUGCAAUUACGCUUAAUGUGAAUGUGAGGGAGCAGGAUUUAGCUCAUUUCAAUGGCAGGAAUGGCUCUGGAGCGGAUAAAGCGGUGCAGCGUGUGCUGGAGCUGCUGGACGAGGACGAAGCCUUCCAGUCGAUAAUGCGUGAGAUGGAUGAUCUCCGCCAGUUGGACCAGCUCAUCAAGGCCAAGGCCAAGGACGGCACGCACACGCUCGAGCUGCCGGACGUGACGGUGCAAUGGCAAGUGGCCGAAGAGCCGGGUCUCCCCAGUGUCCUGCAGCGUGUACAGAGCGACAAUGGAGACAGUCAAUCGACUAGUGGACGUGUGCCAAGCACUGCCGAUCCGUCAGGGAAGUAUCGCCCCUUACCCGUGCGAAAGCUGGUCGUGGCUGUAUGGAUGUACCCACCGCACGUCGAGAUCCCUCCGACAGGGGACCGGAUCCCAGUAGCUAGCGACGCGAAUAGGCAGGACUUUUUCGGCAAGGACGACGCUGAGAGCGUCGAGGAGUCCAAAGAGUAGACUGUGAUAAUAUACACAGGUUCUUCUUAUGAUGACGACGAAGG
Molecule: messenger RNA, 620 nt
Organism: Phytophthora nicotianae INRA-310
Lineage: Eukaryota; Oomycota; Peronosporomycetes; Peronosporales; Peronosporaceae
Exons: 2
Coding region: 1-576 (191 amino acids)
Source: RefSeq, a predicted model, not a curated record